Messenger RNA from Auanema sp. JU1783, 1107 nucleotides. The record is from the annotation of a GenBank genome assembly. NCBI's taxonomy places the organism in Eukaryota, Metazoa, Nematoda, Chromadorea, Rhabditida, Rhabditidae.
AUGGUCAACUCUUCAUCUGCAACGCCUGAGACAGCACGUAGACGUUCAACAACUAGUCAGAAGAAGCAUCGAGUAACAGUUGCUCCACAGCCAGUUGAUGUAGAUGGCACGCGUGUACUCAUCAGUGUAGGAAGGGCCAUAUUGGCACGCUUGUUUUUCAUCGUUCAUUCCAUGUUCACAAUAGGUCAGACUGUUAGAAUUGUGGGCAGAGAAGGCGUAUGGGGCUUCGCAUUGAUUUCUCUUUUAAUCGUAUUCGAAGGGUCGUACACGAUCAUCAUGAGAGCUGGAGAUGAACGACGAUGGUUCUGUACGAGUGUUUUGCUCUAUAUCGUCUCAACUGCUCCUCCCAUUUGGCUGCUGGAAACGAAGAUGUGCGAAUGGAGAAGAGAAAUAGCCAUAACGGGAGAAUCAACUGUUCAAAUAGAAGGAGCAGAUGAAGAGUUGCGUUUACAACUUCUCGAGCAGUUACUACUGGUUACUCUGAUAAUAGGAAGAUGGAUGCUUCCAAAAGGCGAUAUUAGUAGGGAACAAUUGUCUCAAAUUCUUCUCGCUUACUUAGCAAUAUCAUCUGAUAUCGUAGAGUUCUUCGAUGUGUUCAAAGAGAAGGCCGUCUACAACAACACUCAAGUCCAACAUAUUGUGUUGGCAGCUUGGACGCUUAGUCUGUUACAAUUUCCGUUCGUUCUAACUGUGAGCAGAGCUAGGAAGAUGAGGGUAGCUAUCACAAAAACAUACGAAGAGCUCAUCAUGCCUAGGCAACGCGACUGUUGGCAGGUUGUGCAUGAUGUAGAUAUAUGGGCUAUCAUUCUUGCAAACUCUCUACAAGAUAUUCCUUUCCUCCUGGUUCGGCUUUACCUGAUGUUCCAACAUGGGCUGGUUACAUACACUAUGAUCUUUUUCACUUGUAAAAAUGCUUUGAUCAUAAUGCUUCAGACAUACAGAGGAUUUAUACUGCUCAAUGACAGAUAUAUUCAUCCAAAGCCUCCAGAUCUUGACAUGUUAGAAACACAUCAACGAGAACCUCAUCAGAGGAACAAUCGCCACCGUAAGAGAAAACAGAAACGGGAGAAAAUAGAAGAAGAGCAAUACCUCACAACAAAUGUGUAA